This is a messenger RNA of Camellia sinensis, 834 nucleotides long. RefSeq lists its product as uncharacterized. Gene Ontology annotation, molecular function: nucleic acid binding; zinc ion binding. The record is from RefSeq and is a predicted model, not a curated record. NCBI's taxonomy places the organism in Eukaryota, Viridiplantae, Streptophyta, Magnoliopsida, Ericales, Theaceae.
AUGAAACCGCCACAGUUUCCUGGGGGAUUGGAUCCAUUGAAGGCAGAAGCAUGGGUCCUUGGAAUAAAAAAGUUAUUUGAAGUGUUCCCUUGUCUAGAGACACGGAAAGUAUUGCUAGCCAUUUUUACUCUCGAAGAUGAGACAAGAAGAUGGUGGAUGUUAAUGCAUGAGAGCAAUAACGAUAUUGGUUGGGCACGAUUUUUGGAAAUUUUCUAUGACAAAUACUUUCCACAAUGCGUUCGUGACAGGAAAGUGUCAGAAUUCAUGGGACUCAAGCAAGAUAGCAUGACCGUAGCUGAGUACGAGGCCAAGUUUACUGAAUUGGCUAGAUUUGCACCACAUAUGGUCGAUAUCGACUAUAAGAAAGGGAGGCAUUUUGAAGGAGGACUUCAGGAUGAUAUCUUAGAGAAAGUGAAUUGUGGGAAAAGGCAUCAUGGGGUUUGUUACCGUAUAUCAAGGGCCUGUUUUAAGUGUGGUAAAACAGGGCACAUGGCCAGGGAUUGUAAUCAAAGCAGUGGGAAGUUAGUUACUAGCUUAACCGCAUCAAUCCCAAAACCAGGAAACACUACAAGGCCUAUUACCACCGUAGAUACUGUGAGGCAAAUGAGAGUCUUUGCGCUAGUUCUAGGCGAUACACGGAACACAGAAGCAGUUGUCUCAGGAUUGAAUAGUAUCCCUAUUGUUAACGGGUUUUCAGAUGUAUUCCCAGAUGAAUUGUCAGGAGAAUUGGUUGACAGAGAGAUAGAGUUUACUAUUGAAGUUGUGCCAGACACUCAGCCUAUUUCUAAAACCCCUUACAGAAUGACUACUGCUAAAAUGAAAGAAUUGAAAUAA